GGCGCGCGGGGUUUGCGCCGUCGCUUCCCCGUGUCCCGACGCGCCGCUCGGGCGGCGUUCGCGUACCGAGCCAUUACUGCUUGAAAUAUGAGCCUCUUAUCUCAGAAUUCUUCAUUUUGAGCUUCUACUGAAAUAGAAGAUGCCCAAAACAGAGCCUCCAGCAGCUUCCAAUGAAACGACAAUCAUGGGCCCUCAUGGAAUCAAUCGAGCUGUUCACCGCAUCUCUUUUUCUGACUGUCAGGAUGGAUUAGGAGUUAAAAUAAUUGGAGGUUACCGGGCGCAAACAGCAGAAGAUUAUGGGAUCUUCAUAAAGAGAAUUCUGCCUGGAGGGGUCGCUGCUGUGGACAGCCGUUUGCUGGCAGGAGAUCUCAUUUUGGAUGUCAAUGGAGAAAACUUAACUGGAGUAACCAAUGAAAGGGCCGUUGACAUCUUGAGAACAGCUUCUGCAUCUAAUCACAUGUCUCUGCUGGUUGCCAGAGAUGAAGAGGCAAAGAAGGAAUUCCUCGACCUGAUGGAUAAGUACGGCUCUCACAGUGACGCCCAUUCUGCAAGAAGUUCUCCAACUCAGCUGUUAGCUGGAAAACCUGUGGACAGCCUUUCUUCUGGAUCAUCCUCGAGGUCACAGAGUCCUCAGUUGCCUCCAGAGGACGUUAUCACCACCGUCAGCAGAAAAGAUUCUGUACCAGCAGCAUCUCCAAAGAUUGCAAAGGGUAGUGCAUUUCAGAUCAUCUCUGUUUGCAAAGGAGCAAACCUUGGUUUGGAUAUUGUUGGAGGAAUUGACAGAAAUGAGGGGCCUUUGGUAUACAUCCAAGGAAUUGUCCCUGGCGGUGACUGUCAUAAGGAUGGACGGCUGCAGCCUGGAGAUCAGCUCGUCUCCAUUAACAAGGAGUCACUGAUUGGCGUGUCCUAUGAAGAGGCAAAAAGUAUCAUUGACAGAGCCAGGACGAGGUUUGAAAGUUGUUGUGAAAUAGCUUUUAUAAGACAAAAAAGUGCUCCCAGUUAUUCAGAGAAUCUGCAGCGUCCCUCCAGCCUCGUCGCGCCUCCUGCAGCCUUUGUUGGACAGCGAGCUGCAGGCCCCGGUGCUGUGGCAUCUCCUCACACAAACCUCGUGUCAGCGCUGCUUCCUAACGCUAUGGAAACUAGAGUCAAAAUGGAAGAGCAGUCUCCAAUUACUUCUGCAGAGAGCAGUCCUCCUGAUGUAUCUGUUCAUGUCAUUGCCCCCAACCACAGCAAUGGUUACAGUCUGCCAGGAAGGAAGGCUUCCUUGAGCUCUGCUAUUCGUCUCAAAGCAGAAAAGCUAGAGAAGGCAUUGAAUUAUCUUGGGAUUCAGCCCUCAGCUGAACAGCAGCAAGCCCUAAGGCAGCAACUUCAGAAAGAUUCCAAAGGAACAGUGUCUUUUGGAGAUUUCAUUGAAGUUUCAAGGAAUCUGUUCUCUGUGCAAUUGGAUGCAACAGAUGGUGGCCAAAAACCUGUAACGUUUGGGAUUGAUGAAAUUGCCAGUUUGUUAGAUUUGCAGUUUGUAACCUGGGAUUCUUUGGAGGAUGACAUGGAAAAGCUUAAGAAGGAAAGAAAUGAAGCUCUAAAAGAAAUGAGCAAAUUAAAGGAAGAAUUAUCAGAAUCUCUGAAUUUACAGAAGCAGUUAACAGAGGAACUACAAGCAGUCAAGCAAGAAGCCAAGGCAGCUGUAGAGGAGACAAGAGCCCUGCGAAGCAGGAUUCAUCUUGCAGAAGCUGCACAGAGACAGGCGCGCGGAAUGGAGAUGGACUACGAAGAAGUGAUUCGCCUGCUGGAAGCUGAAAUCGUGGAGCUGAAGGCUCAGCUCUCUGAUCACUGUGGCCAAAAUAAAGAUAGCAUCCAAGAUUUGAGAAAGAGGGUUACUGUUCUUGACUGUCAGCUGCGGAAAUCGGAGUCGGCUAGGAAGAGCUUUGAGGUGGCUACUGAAAAACUGCUACAGUUCGUUGAGGUUGUGCAUGAAAUGCUUUCCGAAAACUCUCCUUCCUCAGCUGUUCUGAGUGGCAGAAGGACACCAUUGUCUUCUAAAGCACUUCUUGCCCGGCUGGGGAGGAUUGGACCAACUGUUACCACAGCUCUUGCAGCAGAAGCCAGAGACCUUGCCAAGUCUGUCCGUGCCAUUCUGGAAGUAAACUGUCUACCUUAUGGAUGGGAAGAAGCUUAUACAGCAGAUGGAAUCAAAUAUUUUAUCAACCACGUGACACAGACAACAUCGUGGAUCCACCCUGUAACAAGCGCACUAAGCUUGCUCUGCUCUGAGGAUGAUGACGAUGGAAUAAGAGAGCCUCCAGGAUCCAAGAGCCACUGAGGGCACCUGCUGACUGAAAGCAGUUUGAUUUCCAAACAUUAGAGAGGAGAAGCACGCAUUUUAUUCUAACGUUCUCUCAUCGCUGUAGUACCAACACUGUAGUACCCAGUGACACUUCUCCCCAUGAAGUCAGGGGCGUUCUGCUGCCUAUUUACAUGGCUUUAUUUUUAGGUGCCUCAAAAGAUGCUGGCACUGCAGAAGUCUCUCUUAGUCCGUAAGUUCCCCAGCUGUGUAGGGAUCAGUUGUGAAUCUUAGGACCCAAUUCAUGACUUCUGUAGCAGCAUAACUUCACUGACUCAGAGUGAAAUUUUCUAUUUUGACCAGUGUGACAGGCAUUGGAUACGCUUCGUGUUGUAAAUUCCAUCUGAUGGUUUGCUGAAGUGUGCAAGGCCUGCAUUUUUUUAAGACCAAUGCUAAUGAGUGUAAUGCAGAUGGAUGCCUUUUGUGUAGCUACUGAAUAAUCUUAUUUUUAUAGAAUAAAUUCGUGAAUGAGUUUUGCUAACAGAAAUUUGGCAGUUACAAAUUACAAGUAUUGCAGCCCUGAUUACUUUUAAGGUUGGGCUUUAGGAAAAUGAAUCUUUGAUAGGAUGUCAAACAAAAAGAAGCAGUUUUGGGAGAAGACACCGUACUCGAUAACAAUAUGUGGCAAGAAAGAAAAUUAUUCUACUUCUGUACUCUGCUAAACUGGUGCAUACAUGCAUCAGAUACUUCAGUAGAAGCUGUGAAGUUUCAAGUACAAUGAAACCUGUGAAACCACCUCCAGGAUCAGCAGAAAUCAGUCACCUCCUCAAAAAUGGUCUUCAAGGAGAACAGAAUCAUUUUGUAAACACUGGUGAUGAUUUAAAGAGGAUAAAGAAAAUGACGGGGUGCUACUGCAAUCUAAGUAAACAGAUUUUGCUGCACCUCAAUAGCACAGGAUAUUUUAAAUCUCAUUAUUCACAACACAACAUGUGAUGCUACCUUUACAAACAUGAUUCAAUGCUAUAUUUUUCUAGAGACUCUGUGUAUGUAUUUUAUAUAUAUAUGUAUAUGGUAGGUGUUGACUAAUAAAUGAAAGAAGGAUCUGAAACACUGCAGAAGCACUGAUGGAUCUCCCAAAAGAAAACCCUAUUACUAAACUUCAGGCCAAGGAGAACAGUACUGUAACAGUGUGAGGAAGGCACAGGCUGCAACCUGCAUUUUUCUGAGGCACACACUUAGGACUUCUAAACCUCUCUGAAAUGGCUGGGGACCCUUCUCCACUCCAGCUCCCCUCUGCUGGCCCAUACAAAGAAACUAGGACUUGCGGUCACAUUUUUUGGAGAUCUGUCUCCAGCAGAUGUGGUAUUAAAAAUCCAAGCAUCUAGAAGAAUGUACCAGGGAUGCUCCAAAAGCAAUGCCUCCUGUUGUAUGAUGUUGGCCCAUGAUGUCAGAGGCAGAUGUUGGCGGUAUGGCAGUAGAGGUUGAACCAUUCUGCCAAUAUUCCAUUCUGUUUUGUUGUCCAGGUAGAAAAAAUUUUUUGCAGCAGAGUCAGCUGUGCAGGUGCAGAUUUUUACAAGUGCAACAUGCAAGCUCCUAUUCACUGCUGGCAAAAAUGUAUAGCUCCCAGUGAUGCCUAUGCUGAAAAAUACUGUUUUGUAGCUGAGAAUUUGUUGUCAAAUAGUACUAUUGUAUUGCUCACUGUAUUUGUUGUGUUUUCCAUGGAAAUAAAUAGGAAGCAUUACUUUCAGAGCAAGCUAGGUGUAUAAAGCUCAGACUUCCUCCUA
Molecule: messenger RNA, 4065 nt
Organism: Centrocercus urophasianus (Greater sage-grouse)
Lineage: Eukaryota; Metazoa; Chordata; Aves; Galliformes; Phasianidae
Gene: STXBP4
Product: syntaxin binding protein 4
Exons: 23
Coding region: 140-2320 (726 amino acids)
Biological process (GO): regulation of insulin secretion involved in cellular response to glucose stimulus; insulin receptor signaling pathway
Cellular component (GO): cytoplasmic vesicle
Molecular function (GO): syntaxin binding
Source: RefSeq, a predicted model, not a curated record